Linum tenue is the source of this 2088-nucleotide messenger RNA. The record is from the annotation of a GenBank genome assembly. Lineage: Eukaryota; Viridiplantae; Streptophyta; Magnoliopsida; Malpighiales; Linaceae.
AUGUUCGAGGCCCUAGCUCGUCGGUUCGCUGCUGAAAUAGAACUCUCGGAUGAGCUAUUGUACAGCCCGCAGUACUAUAGCCCUCCAAGGAGGGCAUAUGGAGGUCGACCGAGGAGUCCACCCAGGAGAGGUUAUGGUGGUGGAGGAGGCGGUGGCGGUGGCGGUGGCGGUGGAGGUGGAGGCUAUGGUAGGCGAAAGGACAACCAAGGCAGCCUCUUGGUCCGUAACAUUCCUCUUGAUUGUGGCCAAGAAGAGCUUAAGGCUGCAUUUCAGCGUUUUGGGGCUCUAAGGGAUGUUUACAUUCCAAAGGACUUUCACACAGGGGAACCCAGAGGCUUUGCAUUUGUGCAAUUUGUGGAUUCAUAUGAUUCCCUUGAAGCUCAGCGUCGCAUGAAUGGACAAAUAUUUGCUGGCAGGGAGAUUACUGUUGUGGUUGCAGCAGAGUCCAGGAAAAGGCCAGAGGAUAUGCGACAUAGAACUCGGACUAGGUCCUACUCUCCUCCUGCUCCAAGAAACCGCAGAGACUACUCGCCUUCCCCAGGCAGGAGGCACCCUAACCCUCCAGUUCGAUCUCCAUCUCGCUCUCCAUCUCCCAGAGGUCCUCCUCCCCCUGAACGAGAUGGCGGCCGCGACAGGCUAUCAUAUUCCCCACAGGGUUAUGGCAACCCUGACAAUGUAGACAACAAGGGAAACGGCUAUACCGAGAAACAUGUUCAUGGCUUGGAGGACGAAAGAGCUUGGAGGAGGCCAGCAGCUUCACCUGGAAGAAGGCCUGCCGCCGCGGCCAUUUCGAGAUCCCCAUCAGGCUCUAGAUCAAGCCUUUUCGUUGCGGCCGACUUCUUCCUGUUGAAGGUGAGUCCAAUCGACCACCAAAUGGCCGGCGGCGGCGGCGGCCACAGGGACCUAGGGCCGGCGUGGUUGAAACCAAUGCUGAGAGCGAGCUACUUCCACCCCUGCCCUUUCCAUGGCGAUUCCAACAAGAGCGAGUGCAACAUGUUCUGUUUGGACUGUACCGGGAGUGCUCUCUGCUCGUAUUGUUUGAUCAAUCACAGAGACCACCGUAUUGUUCAGAUUCGACGAUCUUCUUACCAUAACGUGGUGAGAGUGAACGAGAUACAGAAGUACAUAGACAUUGCCUGCGUCCAGACCUACAUUAUCAACAGUGCCAAGAUUGUGUUCUUGAACGAGAGGCCGCAGCCUAGGCCAGGAAAAGGGGUUACCAACACUUGCGAGAUAUGUUGCAGGAGCCUCCUCGAUUCCUUCCGGUUCUGCUCUCUCGGCUGCAAGCUGGGAGCCAUGAAGCGAGGAGAUCGAACCCUCACAUUCUCACUUCUGAAUAAGCACAACCACAGAGAUCACUUCCUCGGAGGUUUCGACUCUGAUGACUACGAUGACUAUGAAUCGUCCACUCCCAAGAAGAUUCGGAGGACGAAUUUCUUCAAUCGCAUGAUGGACAGGCUAUCCAUCCACUCUUUCAACAGCGGCGAUGGAAGAGACAGCUCAGGUGAUGAAGCUGCAACCAACAUUUCCCCAUCGACUCCCCCUAUCUUCAAUCAUCGCAAUGCCAGGAGGAGGAAGGGCAUACCUCAUCGCGCCCCAUUUUGACAGCCUUCCUCCAAUAUGCUAGGAAGAUAAAACCACAGGGAGGAGGGUUGUUUCCAUGCAGCACUUGGUAGUAGUGUGUAGUGAAGCAGUAACCUUAUACACAGAUAAAUACAUACGGUAGGAGUUGGUAUAGUUUUGCUGUCUGGGUUGUAUAUAAUAUAUUCAGCUAGCAAGGGUAGUAGUGAUGAUGCUCUGAUAAUUAUGAGCUGGUGGUCAGUCUUAUAUAUGCAGUCUCUUUUCCCUUUUGUGAUAUAAGUUACUAGGGUAUUGUAGGAAUGAUGGGUAGCAAGUAACCCAGUACUGAGAACUGUAUAUAUGUAUAAUGCAGGUAUAGAUGUUUGGUUGAUGUGUAUACCAACACAGGAAGCUUUGUGUAAAAGCUUAUGGGAUACUCCUCUGUACAUGUACACUUGUGUAACAAGUAACACCAAGUAGUCUUUGUACAGGAAAGAAGUGAAUGAUAUUUCACAGCUUGGUUAGGUG